AUGGGCAUUAAAGAUUUUGAUUUUUCAAUGGGCUUAGAUUUCUCUUAUUCUUUAAUCUCCUUUUUGCUAUCCAUAAAUUAAUAUAUUUAUAUGAGUCGUAUUUUAAAGAAUAGUGUAAUCUCUCCUAUGUUUAAACGCAAAGAGACAUUGACAUUCAAUCAUAGGGAUCAAACUAGGAGAUCAACCAAGCGAUUUCACUCUGUUGUUCCAGUAAGGAAAUUGGUAUCCUAAUCAACUCCACAUAUAAAUUUGACCCAUUAAGGAGAAUCAGGUUUUGAAAGAAAUCUAAAGGAAAAAUAAAAAACAACCAUCAUCCCUGGAACAUAACUCAAAAAUGAUCAUGGUUUAUAAGAUUAUUUAGAUCAUUUAAAUUCUGUGAGAAUUUUCAGGUCUCCCAUGGAAGAUGAUGCGACAAUCAAAAAAAUUAAAGAGGAAGUGCAGCUAUUUUAAACUGAGAGUCAAACUACAUUACAAAGAUUCAAGUCUUUAAAGGAAUAAGGAGAGAAGCGUAAGAAGGUUAGUUUGCUAGAAACUGUCCGUAACCCCUUAGCCUAAUAAUAUAAAAAGUUUACUGAAUAAGUAUAUAAUCUGAUUCAUCAUCUCCAUUUAUUGAAAGUACAAAUUGAUUUUGAGUUAGGAUUAUUUGAACAAUUCAAGAAAAUUGUUUCAAGUUGUAAAAAAUUUGAUUGGAAUGAGGAAAAAUCUUUAUCCAAUCUUAAUAAACCCUCAAACAGAGGAAUUAUAUGAAUUCUCAGAGAUUUCCCGUCUUUGCUGUAUAAGAGAUGUUUAAUUUAUUAAUGGUGAAUAGCGAGUGAUUGAGAGAUUUGAUUUAUCCUUGAUGGAUGAUUUAAUUUAUAUGACAGAUUCAAUAAAACACUUGUUACAAUAAAAUUAGUUGAAAGCCAUAGAAAGGAUGCGUGAUAAUGUAUAAAUAUAUAUUAAAGUAAAAGAUCAAGGUUGAAAGAUAUGAAAUAAAUAAACUUAGAGGUUAAUUAGGAAUGAAGGAGGAACAUCAUAAAUUAUCAAUAGGAACUUCAGCCAUGCAGAGAUUUAAACCUCAUUUGGAAUUGGAAAGCAUUGAAUCUAAAUUAGGUUUGCUAAAUUAAAUUCCCAAGUAAGCUAGAUGGACAUCUUAAUUGCUCUAAGAUAUUCUAGAUAGAUUAAAUGAAUGA
Messenger RNA from Paramecium octaurelia, 1172 nucleotides. The record is from the annotation of a GenBank genome assembly. NCBI's taxonomy places the organism in Eukaryota, Ciliophora, Oligohymenophorea, Peniculida, Parameciidae.